Molecule: messenger RNA, 2395 nt
Organism: Micropterus salmoides (largemouth bass)
Lineage: Eukaryota; Metazoa; Chordata; Actinopteri; Centrarchiformes; Centrarchidae
Product: Fc receptor-like protein 5
Exons: 5
Coding region: 24-647 (207 amino acids)
Biological process (GO): cell surface receptor signaling pathway
Molecular function (GO): transmembrane signaling receptor activity
Source: RefSeq, a predicted model, not a curated record
AUCUAAUCUAACAAAGUGUCAGGAUGAAAGAAACACUGUGGCUGCUCUUUCUGACCUCACAGCUGAGCUGCACAACAAACCAAGCCUCUCUGACUGUGAGUCCCAGCUGCUCUCAGCAUUUUGAAGGAGAGUUUGUCUCUCUGAGCUGUGAGGAAGACGACAGCUCUGCUGGAUGGACGCUGAGGAGGAACACAACCAGAGAAACCAGGACUCAGUGUGGAGCUGACUGGGGAAGAUCAGCUGGUUCUUCAUGUAACAUCAGCUACAUCGACCCAUUGGACAGUGGAGUUUACUGGUGUGAGUCCAGAGACGGAGCAACCAGUAACACCAUCAACAUCACUGUCACUGGUGGACCAGUGAUCCUGCAGAGUCCUGUCCUCCCUGUGAUGGAGGGACAUGAUGUCACUCUGCACUGUGAAACAAAGACCCCUCCCUCCAACCUCCCAGCUGGUUUCUAUAAAGAUGGCUCCCUCAUCAGGACUGAGCCUACAGGUCACAUGACCAUCCACCAUGUUAACAAGUCUGAUGAAGGCCUCUACAAGUGUAACAUCAGUGGUCGUGGAGAGUCUCCAUCCAGCUGGAUCUCUGUCACAGGUGAGGAGGUUACCUUUGAUUUCAGGACUUAUUUCAUCCAGAGAUUCACCUGAGCAGGUGGAUUCUCUCUACAGAUAUACCUACAACCACAGCACCGCCUCCUGCCUCAGUCCCCCUCCAGCUUGUGUUCAGACUGAUCCGCCACCUGGUGGUGUUCUGUCCGUACUGCAUCUCCACUGUCCUCAUGGUGUCUUUAUAUCGACGCAGGGCCACAGGAAAUGACCUGCCCAUCUCCAUGGUGAUGACCCCGCCCACCCAGGUUGAGGAGAAAGUGAAUGAUAACAGUUAUGAUGUCAUCACUGUCACCACAGAGCAUCACUUCUGAGCACCUAACAGUGUUGGAGCACUAGGCGAGAUUUUAUAUUGGCUGUUUUUGAGUGGGGACCGUAAUGGCAGAAAAUGCUUCUCCUUUUAUCAUGUUCUAUUAUUACUAUUAUUAUUAUUACUAUUAUUGUUUAUGUCAUAUAUAUAUUGUUUUUACUCAUUAUUAACCUUUUUUACUCUUAUUUAUAUGUAUAUUGCUUUCAUUCUUAACCUGUUAUUCCACUCAUUAUAUUAGUCUGUCCAUUGAUGUAGGGUUUAGGUCAGAGUUGAGAGAUUGUUUUAGUGUUUUCCUUUCUUGCCAUUCCUCUCCUCUCCUUGAAUAUUCAUUCAUGGCUGGAAAGGAUCUCUGUUCCCCAGAAACAUAGAAACCUAGACCGUGUAUAUGAUUAUGCAUCCAUUUGCUCUGGGCAGACGCUCAAAACUACCCUAGGCGGCAGAUCUCUGGACCAGCUCAUUUUCUGUUGUAGAAUUUCUCUGUUCUCUUUUAUUAAAAAAUUCUUCAAAGACAACGGGUUGUUGUAACUAAAUUAUUUGCUCAAUCCCUCACUAGCAAUAUACAAUUUCCACAAAAUGUUUCAUUCAUUGUCUGUAUUCUCAAACUUUCACCUCAGUUAUUACAUUUUUAUAUUGCAAAACAUCAAAAUCUGGCUGCGACUUACAGCCAGUCUUGGAGUAAGGUUGGUGUCUGACAGAUGGAAAUAAUGUGUUUUACCAGUAAGCCAUAGCAAGCAGUUGAGUAAGCAGCAGUUAUGGUUAAAGUUGCUAUUGUUAGUUGCAGCAGUGACAGUACAGUACUUUUGUGUUUUGUUAUUUUUCAUGUGCACAAUGUCAUUCUGUUGUAGUUACUAGAGGGCUCCAGCAGAGGGAAGGUAAAACUGUUGCUAUGUUACGGUGCACCUCACUUCCUCCCAUCAGUCAUUACACAAAUGAUCUAAGGAAAGUUUGUGUCCAUUCAUUCAACUAUUCCCCUUUUCAGGUAUGAGUCUCUUAUAAUAUGUGUUAUUGUUUAACAGAGUGUUAUGUGAAUUUGUAUGUGUGUCAAGGAGAGUGUUUUAGCACAGUUGUUCGAAGACUGUGAAGUUAGGACGUUAAUUACACGAUGACGAGUAAGCUAGCCACAUUAGCCUUUAGCAAUGCUAACUGUGACGUAGUAGCUGAAAGAGCAGCUCUUAGUAGCUGUGCAGAGACAUCGUACCAGUUGUAGUUUUGUUCUGUAUACAUUUCUGAAAUGUACUGAGUACUGUUAAAGGGUGUAAUUGUGAGUGUUAUAUGUUAUCAGCAUAAUUGUGUUUUGUAUUUGCUGUACUCUGUAGUUAAAAGUGGGAAAUGCUACUGCAGAUAUAAUUGCAAACUAGAGAUAAUGGUUAGAAUUGUAUGUAUUAUGCAUGUUAUAUUGUGUAUUGUAUAUGUUGUAUAUGUAAACUGUACUGGCAUUUGCAAUAAUUUCUUGAAAACAUCAUUACACACAUGAUCUGAG